Molecule: messenger RNA, 558 nt
Organism: Trematosphaeria pertusa
Lineage: Eukaryota; Fungi; Ascomycota; Dothideomycetes; Pleosporales; Trematosphaeriaceae
Exons: 2
Coding region: 1-558 (185 amino acids)
Source: RefSeq, a predicted model, not a curated record
AUGCCGCCGUUAUCAAUCAACGUCAGACCAGCCAAUGCGUCCUUCGAAGGCCCUGGCUCACCAAUCUCGAAUGAAUUCGAAACCUCCAUUCACGAGGAGCCAGCAGGCGGUUCUCCAGAGCUCAUGCCUCCUCCCAACCUGUUUCAUUGCUGGUUCCGAAAGUGCACGUUCACCGCUACCUCGUACCACGCCGUGGCCGAUCACCACGUCAACACGCACCAUACCAACAAGGAUACCCUCACAUGCACGCUGCCAACCUGCUCGGACAAACCGUCAUUCAACUCCGACCGCCAGUUCGACUCGCAUCUCAAAGAGAAGCACCCAUAUGCCAAGUUGCGGUGCAAUAUCUGCGCCAUGGACGGGCAAACUACAUCCUUCAAGAAGUUCAGCACCUUCAAGGUACAUCGGAGAGACAAGCAUGGCAUUGGGGCGACUUGGACGUGCCCUCAUUGCGGGCAACAGUUCACGCUGUAUGCAGAGUAUCGGCAGCAUUUGAGUUGGCAUAACAGGUCAGAUAAAGGGACUCAGAGGGGUGGUAUGCUGCAGGGGGCGCUCUAG